Oreochromis aureus is the source of this 7240-nucleotide messenger RNA. Its product is annotated as SRC kinase signaling inhibitor 1-like. Gene Ontology annotation, biological process: regulation of dendritic spine morphogenesis. Gene Ontology annotation, cellular component: postsynaptic density; actin cytoskeleton; cytoplasm. The coding region runs from base 242 to 3925 and encodes 1227 amino acids. The record is from RefSeq and is a predicted model, not a curated record. Lineage: Eukaryota; Metazoa; Chordata; Actinopteri; Cichliformes; Cichlidae. The transcript has 20 exons.
CUGAGAAGAAAGGGAUAAAAACUGGACCUGAAGAAGAGAGGAAGCGGGAAGAAACAACAGCAGAAGAAGAGUGAAAGGGGAAGAAAGAAGAAGGAAUAAAGAAGAUAAGAGAGAAAGUGUGCAGUAGAGGAAAGUGAACAGGUGCAUCAAGGCGGAGAAUGGGCAAUUCCUCCUUCCCAGGCAUGUCCCCUCUCUCUCCGUCCAUUCUGUAGUUGCAGGUCGAGAGAAGAGAAAGGGUCCCAUGAUCUCUGCCGGCGAUGCCGAGUUCCCCCGGGAUUACCACACCCUGGCUGCCACUGGCGGCCGCGGGGCCCGACGGUUCCCCGACAACAGCAAUGGGGGCUUCACGUCGUCCUCGCUGGACCGCCGGCACAACUCUGUGGCCGCCAAGAGCCUGGAGGCCCUGAACAGCAUCCACAAGGCCGACAUAGAGCGUCAGCGAGACGCCAUCAUGGACCUCCAGAAAAACAAAUACUCCAACAGCCCCAGCAGCAUGUCACAGGGCUCCCCCGCUGCGGGCCGACAGCAACAACCAAACUACUGGAGCUUCAAGACUCGCACGCCACGCGUGACACGACUCAGCCCGACACAGCCGGCCCUCGCCGACCAGGCCAGCAGGGUAUCCUUCGCGUCAGCUGAAAAUCUGGAGAGCAUGUCAGACCCUGAUAUCCCCAUCGGCUUCAACAGGAUGAACCGGCUCCGCCAGAGCCUGCCGCUGGCCCGCUCGUCCAGCCAGGCCAAGCUGCGGGCGCCAGGGAUCUUGUUCCUCCAGCUUGGGGAGGAGACUCGCAGGGUUCACCUGACCCACGAGCUGACCAGCCUGGACACUCUGAGGGCCCUCAUCGUGCACAUGUUCCCCCAGAGGCUCACCAUGGCCAUGCUCAGGUCCCCCAGCACGGCUCUGUUGAUUAAAGAUGAGACCCGUAAUGUCUUCUAUGAGCUGGAGGACCCACGGGACGUUCAGGACCGCUGCGUAAUUAAGAUUUACUGCAAAGAGCCCAUCUACAGCACCUACCCUGGACAUCACAACCCACACCUGGCAAACGGAGACCUGCGGAGGGAGAUGGUGUAUGCACCCCAGGACUCUCCACCUAACCGCCGCCUGAGCAACCCACCGAUGUCUUCCCAGCAUUCAUCUUCCUCUGCUUCCCCUCCCCAAGGCUCACCGUCCCGUGCUCGUCUGCUCUACAGUGGCGGAAGGCCUUCUUCCUAUGCCGGGCCACCCCACCACACCCACUCCCUGCCUCACCCUCACUCCCAGUCCCACCACUCCUCUCCCCACCAGCAGCCCCAGCUCCACCAGCCCCACCAGCCCCACCACCCCCAGCCGGCCUUCUGCGCCUCCUCCAGUGCCAUACUUGAGCGCAGGGACGUGAAACCCGAUGAUGAAAUGGGGGGAUCCAGAAGCAUGGUGCUGCUGAGGGGGGAUGAUCGUGGUGGGGGCGGGAUCUACGCAGACCCCUACACUCUGGGUCCAGAUCCGAGUCGGCUUAGCCUCGCAGGGGGUCCUCACUCUCCUUUGCCAGCAAGAGCCGACCCCUACGGCUCCUUAUACCGCCGUGGUGGGGGUGGGGGUGGUGGAGGUGCUGCAUCAGUGCGUUCACUCACCUCCUAUUCAGCAGCUGCACUUCAAGGAGAACUGAUGGAAAACAGUGCUCUCUACAGGCCCGGAGGACCUCUUUAUAACGAUGCCUAUGCUGCAUCUCUGUUGGCCAUGGGGUUGCGGGUGCCUCCACCCUCCUCCCCGCAGAAGAUACCUGACAUGAGAGAUUCCUACGGAGCAACCAUGCCCAAUCGGGGUUCUCCAGGGAGACAGAGUUUGCGAAGAGACUCUGUGACCUCUUCUGUGUUUGGGGACAGUCCCAAAGCCCGGGGUCAGGGACCAGGACUGGGUCUCACCUCGGAGCAGCUGUGCCUGUUGGCUGGUGCUGGAGGGGAUGGGGGGGGACCUGGAAGUUUCGGCUCACCCCUGCUGGGGAAUGAGACAGAGACCAGGGAGCGUAUGGAGGCGAUGGAGAAGCAGAUAGCCAGCCUGACCGGGCUGCUGCAGAGAGUACUGAGCAAAGCGCCUGAGGCAGAAAGCCCGGAGAAGAUUGAGUCAGCCAGUGACUGCUCAGGAACUGACACUUUGACACCAUCUGCUCCUCUGGCCCUGAUGCCGCCUCCACCCUCGGGGCCCAACCAGCCUGUGAUGGUGUCCCGUCUGCAGAUGCAGCUCCACCUACAAAACCUGCAGCAGAACACCAACGCCCUGCGCAAACAGCUGUCGCAGCUACGCAACAUGCAGCUGGAGAACCAGGACUCGGUGCUCGCCCUGCUGAGACAGACGGAGUCUGAACUGAGCCUCAUGAUGCUGGAUGCCAUGCGCACCCAGGAGGACCCGCUUCAGAGACAGCGCCUCCUAGUGGAGGAGGAGAGGCUCAAAUACCUAAACCAGGAGGAGCUGCUCAUCCAACAGCUGCACGACCUGGAGAAGUCUGUGGAGGAGCUCCAGAGGAACUCGUCUGUGAAUCACGGGCUCGUGACGGAGCAGGACGUGGAGCAGAAGAGCAAAGAGCUGAGGAUGCUGGGAGAGACGCUCACUGAGCUAAAAAACCAGUUCCCGAGCCUUCAGAGUAAGAUGCGGGUGGUGCUGAGGGUGGAGGUGGAGGCUGUGAAGUUCCUGAAAGAGGAGCCUCACCGUCUGGAUGCCCUGCUGAAGCGCUGCAACACCAUGACUGAUGCUCUCAGCACGCUGCGCAGACAAGUCACUGAGGGGGUGUGGAAGAGCCCCGAGGACCUCUCCAACCAACCGCAGAAACGAGCCGAUGACCUGAGUCGUACCUCUGAUCUCGACAUCCUGAACAGUCCUCCUCUCAGCCUCACCGAUCUCAGCACCAGCGCCGGCCUGGCCAACUGGAUGCCCGUGUCUGCCGGCGACGCGGACGCCUCGGGCCCCGAGCAGGACAUCCAGCCUACAAUGACCUUUAGAAAUCGAGUUCUUGAUGAGCUGCCAAGCCGGCGUCCUCCUGAUAAGUCUGUGUCAGCCGAAGUGCGACUGGCGGCCGAGCGGGACUGGGAGGAGAAGCGUGCCAGCUUGACCCAGUUCAGCGCCCAGGACAUCAAUCGCUUGCUGGAAGAGACUCAGGCAGAGCUGAUGAAAGCCAUCCCCGACCUUGACUUCGCUGCCAGGCACAUAAACAAGCCGGCGGUGCCCCCAAAGCCCCAGAUCACCAUCCCAAUAACGUCCGCCGCAGCUACUUCUGCAGCUGGGACCACUGGGACCACAGCCACGACCUCCGCCACCUCCACCACUACAAACACCACACCCAGCGGGGACCAGCAGCCUGGAAAGGUGCAGCUGGCUGCCCAGAAGCUGAACAGCAUGGAGGGGACUGGUUCGCAUCGAGGCUCAGUGGACCUCAACGUGGCCAAGUAUCGAACAGAAAAGCCCUCCAAGUCUCCUCCUCCGCCUCCACCUCGCCGAAGCUUCCCCUCCGCUCACGGCCUCACCACCAACCGUACUGGAGAGGUCAUCGUCACCUCCAAGAACCUGAAGAUGGAAGAAGAUGGUGACCUGCCAAAAACCCUCGUGAAACUGAGGCGGACCCCCUCCGAUGCCCCCCGACCUGCCUCGACCCCUCCUGUGAUCGCAGCCUCGGCCGUACAAGAUGAAGAUGACGAGGAGAAGAUUAUUGCCGAGCUGGAGAUAUUUCAGAGAAUGCCUGUAAAAGAUUGUAAUAAAGAGUACAGCAGCCCAGCAAAGGCCACCCCCACCUCUCCCUGCAUCAUGGGCAGAAAGAACAGCAGUAACUCUCCCGGCCCGACGAAGGGACCCACCGUCGCCGCCCGGCUCAAACACCUCCAGCAAGGCAGCCUGGAGAGGCCCAAAACCCGCAGGCAAAAAGAGGAGAUCCCCAAAGUCCAGGGUCAGCAGCAGUGCUGAGCUUUUGUCACCGCUACAGCAGAAACGCCGCUCAUUGAUCUGGGCGAUCAUCAUCACCAUCACCACAUCACCAUCAGUUUCGCUGACGUUUUCCCCUCGCUGCUUUUUCGCACAUCAUUUUGGUCCGUGAGCCAGUCUCCUUUCUUCCUCCUCUCUCUCCUUGCUUUGCCUUUUUUCAUUCUCUGUCUGCUUCUCAGGUCUCUCAGGCCUCAGCUGGACUAAUAACGUGAGGAGUGAGUACUCGGAUCGUUCUGGUUUUGGACUCCUAAAUCCUAGCUCAGACCUUGAAGGUGUGACAUUUUGUCAUUAGCGUAAUUUGUCUGACUCUCUCGGCUGCCGUAGAGGUCGUUUUCACAUUAAGGAGCCAAAUUAAAAGGGUAAAAAUUUAUUCUGCACAUUUGGAGGUUUUUCCAUUGGCUCCAGACCUGCGUCGUGAAGCAGUGUGAGGAUUUCACCUCUAACAUGUAUGUCGCAAAUCCAUCUUUCACCAUAACUAACAGCUAAACACAAUAGCUGUGUCCCAGCUUUGCACCGGCUCAGUUACCUUAAAAAAUAACUUUUAUGCUCAUUAAAAAAAUGCUGCUUUGGGGGAUUUUUGAACAAAAAUAUACAAACAAAUCUUAAAAAGAGAAAAAAGUCAUUCCACUGUUUGCUAAUCAACAUCUUUGGCUCAAACUGCCUGAAUAACAUAUUUUCAUAUCUGAAUACAUCUUGAGAAGAUCCCUUUUAAAACCAUUAUUUUUGUUGUGGGGUUACCAAAUUGCCUAUUAUUUAACUGUAUAUAAUGAAUUUACUAGGAAGGGAACUGGGGACUAAUUUAUGAGAUGUUUAAACACAAGGAAAAAAAAGUUCAGCCUAAAAGUAAAAAAAACAGUGAAAAGCUCAGUCUAAAUGCUGGAGUUAAACUCUAUAUAAAUAAAAUAAAUCUCGGUCUUCACUAAUUUAACAGUAUUUUGAAUGUGUGUCUCUUUUGCUCACUGCUUAUUAUCAUUACUUAGCUGACUUUGGCUAUGGCUAGCAGCAACAGCUUUAGUUUCUGUGCGCUAGCAGCCAUUCGCCUGUGCAGAGUGUAGCCAGCUUUUUUAUAUCACAAUACUGUAGAGCCGCAAAGGUCAGCAUGGCUGCCAUUUGUCUUCCUUUCCACUUUGUUGCCGUCUGCUCUAUGGCUCUGGUUGGUCAUCGAAGGCUCAACAGGUAACAGUAAAAUGUGAAUAAUAAUGAUAAUUGUAAUGGGCAGCACAGCAACGCGGUGGUUAGCGCUGUUAGCUUACAACAACAAGGUCCUGGGGUCAAAUCGAUCAUCUAGACAGGGCAAAAAAAAAGACAAUUAAAACCUAAAAUUUGUGACUAUGCCGAAAUUUAUAUGAUGAGCAGUAACGCAGCAACGGAACCAUAAAAAUGUCAGAGCUUUAAGUAAGGGAGCGAUAGAUUUGGUUGCCUAGCUGGGGCUUGUAAUGUCCACGAUGUGACCAACAGUUAGCUACAAAAUGAUGCACAACAUACAAACUUUUGCUACAUUUUUUAACUUUUACUAGUUAGCUAGUCAUGCACACUGUGAGUUUUAUCCUCUCUAACCACGCCCCUUUUCUAAGCCACACCCGCAGUGACUUUAGCCACUCCCACUCAUUCACUCCCAUUUGUAAAAUAAACAAUGCAAAAUAUUUGCAAAUCCAAUCAAAAAAUCCUCCCACUGUGAUGAAAGCAUGUCAACAUACAGCAUUUAUUGUCUGUAAAUUGAAAGAAUUACAUAAAAAUGAAGCUCAAUAACAGCAAAAGAGAAUAAAACGAUGAAAAUGAUGAUCAUUACUAAAAUAAACUAUCUCCUCUUCGCAGGUGUGUGAAAGUGUGAAACUGGGACACAGCAAAUCGUGUUACCUUUACCUUUUGUCUGCAACACGUAUGUUGUCAGAGUUUAACCCGUUCCCAAAUCAGUGUGUUAUAAAAGUUUUAAUGAAUGUGACAAGCUGAGUUUGGAUUAAAGUGCAGAAAUGCAGCGAGCUGAGACGAAAGGUUUCAUGUAAACCGAAUCUAAAGUGACAAGAUAAAUAAUCCUGCACGCACCCGGUGCUCAACGCGGUGUGUGACAUCUUGCUGGAGGGAAAUCUGACACUGAGUGUGUAUUUAUACCACCGGCACACAGUAAAUUACAAGCAGACGUUUUAGUAUAUAGUUAAUACAUUUAUGGAAUGUAUUAGUAGUGUCAGAAAUAGCAUUAAAAGCUAGCACGCAGUUAAAGUAUAACCUAAACCACUUCAGAUAUAUUGUAUGUAUAUUAACAAUCAUUUAGUUUAAGUUUGGGAGAGAACAUGUAAAAAAGAAAAAAAGUGUCAUCUAUGUUUUAUAUAAUCAAGCUUUUUUUUGUAUUUUUAUACUUGAAAAAGAGGAUUCAUAUGCACGUUUAACACAUUUAUCUGUAAAUUUUUAUUUUUCUGCGUUAAAGAUUUCUUUAUUUUUUCUGCUAACCAUGAAACAAAUCAUUAACACAUUUUAUCGUAGAGACCAGGAGGGGCUCCAGAUGCUCGCGGCGGGCAAGAACAUGUAUAGAAAGCACAUGAAACAAUCACCUCUCUGAUAGGAUGCCCUCAUUUUGUAGCUGUUUUCCUCUAUUAUAACCAAUAGCGUACACUACACAGAGUAUACAAUUCAAACUGUUUAUCGAUGGUUUCUUGAUGAAUGUGUGAUUGUUCAAACCAUUUGUGGGUGUUCAAAUCAUGUAUAUAAACCCAGAUAAUAUAUAACAAAAUGGAUUUUAUGUGAAAUUUUUAUAGAAGGAAUUCAAAAAAAAGAAAAAACUCUCCAAAAUGGCAUGCAUACUGUAUACAUUCCUGGAAAUCUGCACGCUGGGUCAACAGAGGUCUCAUUUUCUUGUCAGAAAUUCUGUGUAUACUUGUGAGUGUAUGAUAGAGUAAAACAAAAAUUGUACAGUUACAUAGAUUUUUGUAUUAUGUUCGAAAUGGCAAAGCCCCCAGAGAAAAAAAAAGAAAACAAAAACCGCGACUAUUAUACCUUCAGAGAAAUGAACGAUAUUGUAUAUCAACUAAAUGAUGAGUGGUGCUUGCUGUGUGGGGUAAGUGUUGUUUGUGAAUCGUGAAGAAGAAUGAUAAACUACUACAAAGUCAGUAUAACUAAAGACCAACUAAACAGUGCAAAAACACCGCGCAACUUUGUGUAUGGAAGCUAAAAGUUGCUGCUUCGUGUGAGAAAAACCAACCGAAUGAAAAAGGUUGCUGCUUUUGUACAUUCCUGUUGUGUUUUUGUGACAAUAAAGGUGACCCUCUUAUACACGACGAGCGUCGGCGCCUCAUUUAUUUGACU